This is a messenger RNA of Ambispora leptoticha, 354 nucleotides long. Lineage: Eukaryota; Fungi; Glomeromycota; Glomeromycetes; Archaeosporales; Ambisporaceae. The record is from the annotation of a GenBank genome assembly.
AUGGUCGAUUCAAAGAAACCUUCAAGCUCAUCAUCAAAGAUAGAAGAGCAAAUAUCUUCUCCGCAUGAUACAGACCCAAUACCAAUGAAAACUUCAGGUUCUUCUAGUAAGAUAAAAGCGAUACAAGCUGAGCUUAAUGAGUUACUCAUAGAAAAGAAAAAGGCGGAUGCAAGUUUGGUAGAAAUUGAGUUCGUCAUUUAUAAUUUCGAAGCAUCAUACUUGAAAGACACUCAUAACGGGAAAGGAAAUUUGCUACGUGGCUUCGGCAAAGUGUCAAAAAGCGCACUCGAUAAGAACAACCAGAAAAUAUUCGAAAUCAGGGAGGAGGAUCGAAUUUUUUCUAGAUCUUCGUGA